Messenger RNA from Penicillium macrosclerotiorum, 1665 nucleotides. RefSeq names its product glycerophosphocholine acyltransferase. The transcript is spliced from 2 exons. The coding region runs from base 1 to 1665 and encodes 554 amino acids. The record is from RefSeq and is a predicted model, not a curated record. NCBI's taxonomy places the organism in Eukaryota, Fungi, Ascomycota, Eurotiomycetes, Eurotiales, Aspergillaceae. Gene Ontology annotation, biological process: phosphatidylcholine biosynthetic process.
AUGGGGAUGUUAACAUUUGGUCGUUUCCUUAGCCGGCCUUACCCUCACUACCGGGACGGCCCAACCAUCUUCUCCUUCCAACAGCAGUUCUUGAUGGAGGAAUCCAGCGCGCGCGACCGCCGCAAGUCAGAUGCCGCCAUGGUCGUCGACUCGUUGGUCACCACCCCAUCCGUCGAUGAAAUCGAUACGCCGUUCCUCGACGACUAUGACCACGAUGACUUCUACUCCCCUCCUGCAUCACCCGGCAGACUGUCGCGCACCGGCUCCUUCUCGAAUAGCAGCUCCUAUCAAGAGGACUGGGAAACAUUCCCGCCACUCGAUAAGCUCACCAUUUUCGAUCUCCUCGAUAAUAUCCAACUGUCGCAACGCUUCGAGAAAUGGCAACACGCCAUUAGCAUGCAGCGGGAGAAGGUGCGCAAACAACGUGAGAAAUUACGGUCAACAGGCAUGGUCGCCAGAGAGCGGGUAGUCGGCGAGUGGAAGCGACGAGUCCCGACAGCCGACGAGCAGCUUGAGAAGUAUCGCCGCCGCAUGAAGGACGGAGUAGAGCGCCUGGGGAAACAGUGGAACAAGACGGCCACAGUGACCCUGCGCGAGAAAGUGUCCUUCAUCGCUGGUGUGCUCAACAUCUUCAUCAGUGGCUACCUGAUUGGAGCCUUUCCCGAGUACUUCUACAUUUGGUACACAGCCCAGCUGGCGUACUUUAUGCCCAUCCGGUAUUUCACCUACCACGCCAAGGGCUAUCACUACUUUCUGGCCGAUCUUUGCUACUUUGUCAACCUGCUCAACAUGCUCACCAUUUGGGUCUUUCCCGGCUCGAAACGACUAUUUAUCAGCACGUUCUGUUUGACCUUCGGCAAUAAUGCGGCUGCGAUUGCCAUGUGGCGCAACUCUUUGGUCUUUCAUAGUAUGGACAAAGUUGUCAGUCUCUUCAUUCACAUCAUGCCGCCUGUCACGCUGCAUUGUAUUGUUCACUUGACCCCCGUCGAGAUGCUCAAAGAGCGCUUUCCAGCUGUCUACGCCAUUAAGUUUAGCCAGCCAGGCGACCCAGAACACUACUCACUGGGAGCCAUGAUCAUCUGGGCCACCAUCCCGUACCUGGUCUGGCAGUUGAUGUACCACUUUAUGAUCAGUGUCCGUCGCGCCGACAAAAUCGCUGCCGGCCGUCCAACCAGCUUCACCUGGCUGCGCAAAUCGUACUCGAAGGCCUGGAUCGGAAAGUUUGUUCUAAGUCUUCCCGAGACCUUGCAGGAACCAGCUUUCAUGCUUAUCCAGUAUGUGUUUGCGCUUUCUACUAUGAUCCCGUCCCCCAUCUGGUUCUGGUCUCGAUGGGCGAGUGGUAUCUACUUGUCUGCCUUGUUUGUCUGGAGUAUCCAUAAUGGGGCAACCUACUACAUAGAUGUGUUCGGAAAGCGGUUCCAGAAGGAACUAGAGCAACUGAAGAAGGAUGUUGUGCGCUGGCAAAGUUCCCCCGACUUCGCAACCAGCCCGCUCAUCCUCCCGGAUAGCUAUGUCCCUGCCAGUGGUGCUCUGGGUGCACCGGCGCCACUGGAGAAACGGUCCAGCAUCGACCGAAUUCCACUGCUGGAUUCCACUGCCGCGCUGACAACUGCCGUGGAGGAAGCUCCUCGGGCCUCCGAUUCCACUGUUCGCGAACGAAACUAA